CAUCAUAUUAAUACGCUUUGUAGAACUUUGUAGAACUUGAAUGUAAAUUGAUAAACAAAUAUAAAUAUCGUCAGAAUUUUAGAUAUGUCAAACUUUUACAUUCUUUUACAUCGUGCGAGAGAUAUCGAUAUGUCGAUAUACAUCGAUGGAUUAAUCAAAGAUCUACACCUUCUUGCACUUAAAAAAAGCUUUGAUGAAUUAACGUCAUUAUAUAUAUCGGGUCUUCCUCAAAGCUCGCGAUUAAUAUUAUGUGUUCCAUGUCGCAUUUAUGUUGAUUGUAACGAAGAUGUAGAGAAAGAAUAAUGUGUGAUUGUGUUAGUAUUUUGUAAAUAAAGAUAUAGUGUGCGAAGAUGCAGGAGCAGCAACGUGAUGCGAAUGCAUGCGGUCAGGGUGAAUUUUAUACUGCUGCCGCGAAAUAUUGGGACUGCAUUCCACCUACGAUUGAUGGAAUGUUAGGCGGCUUCGGAUUUAUUUCACAGAUUGACAUAAAGGGUUCUACAUUUUUUCUAAAAUCUCUUUUUCAGUUAGAAAAUCCACCUUCUAAAGCAUUUGCUCUGGAUUGCGGUGCUGGUAUUGGUAGAAUCACAAAAAAUUUAUUAAUAAAGUUUUUUAAACAUAUAGACCUUGUUGAACAAAACCCAAAAUUUCUGGAGGUAGCAAAGAUCUCCUUAGAAAAUUAUUCGUCAAAAAUUAAUCAAUAUUAUCCCAUUGGAUUGCAAAACUUCUGCCCUACAACAAACAAAUAUGAUCUUAUAUGGUGUCAGUGGGUGUUGGGACAUUUACAGGAUGAUGAUCUAUUAGAAUUUUUCAGAAAGUGCGCAUUAGGCUUGAAAAAUAAUGGUGUACUUGUGGUGAAAGAAAAUAUCACAAGCUCAAAUAAUUUGGAAGUUGACAAGAAAGACUCUUCUGUAACAAGACCAAUGGAAAGCUUACAAUUUUUAUUUGAUAAAGCUGAUCUUGUUUGCAUUAAGCAACAACAACAGACUAAAUUUCCACGUGGCUUAUAUCCAGUUUAUAUGUUUGCUUUAAGACCAAAAAAUCAAUGAACUAGUCAAUGAUGUGUGAAGUAAUGGAUCGAGCUUUUGCGUAGUUUGUCGUAAAUGUGACUUAUUAUCUAAAAUCAAAAAAGCAUCGUUGUCUUCUGAUAUUGUUAACUGUGAUAAUGUAAUAAAAGAAACUUUGUAUAUUAUUUUCAAAGAAAA
This is a messenger RNA of Pogonomyrmex barbatus (red harvester ant), 1202 nucleotides long. RefSeq names its product N-terminal methyltransferase (gene Ntmt). Gene Ontology annotation, molecular function: N-terminal protein N-methyltransferase activity. Lineage: Eukaryota; Metazoa; Arthropoda; Insecta; Hymenoptera; Formicidae. Gene Ontology annotation, cellular component: cytoplasm. The record is from RefSeq and is a predicted model, not a curated record. Gene Ontology annotation, biological process: N-terminal protein amino acid methylation.